AUGCUGGAAAUUGCGGCCGCGCACGGGUCAUUGUGUGUUGUUCAGUACCUCUUCAAUGAGGCCUUCCGGGACAACCUCGAGCCAUACAACUGUCAGCGUGAGUUGCAGAAAGCACUUUCUCAAGGCCGCACUGGCGUUGCUACCUAUUUGAUCGAACACAAUUCAACACGGUGUAGUCUCGAGACACCGGAGACUAUGUUCUAUGAAGCUGUGCGCGGGGGAUGCCAAAGCCUCGUGAGCAUGCUGGUACCAACCAUCAGACAAACUGAAUCACGUCAAACUCUGCUUGAUCGGGCAUUGAUUGAGGCAUGUGCCAAUGAAAGGCUGGAAGUGGUUGGAUUGCUCAUUGGGCUGGGUGCAGAUGUGGAUGCGUUGGCAGAGACAUUGCUGGACUCAGAACAUACUCGGGCGCAAUGGAAGCAUCCCGACAUAUUUUCUAUCGGUGAUCAGCCUCGCUCAGCUCUGAUGCAAUGUACACUGGCCAUACCAAAGCACGACAAUGGUCUACGUAGGUCAUCAGAAACUUUGAUGCGCCAAAAGGUGGCACGUACAAACAGAGUCUUGAUCAAACAAGAGCCUAUCAUAAGGCUCUUGUUGGAGAAAGGCGCAAACCCGAACUUGGAAAAGGGGCUGAGCAGUGAGAUAUUAAACCAUAUUGUACUCAACGCAAGUGCAGCAACAGUUCGGGCGAUCAUCUCCGCCGGUGCAGACAUCAAUGCUGCCAAUCACAAAACCGGAACGCCUCUCCAAUGUGCUGCAUCGAGAGAAGUCGAGUCUUUUGUCAUCUUCCAAAUACUCCUGGGUGCUGGAGCGAAGUGCAGUGUAAGUAGAGGCGAGCAUGGAAUCUCAUGUAAGGAGUUAGAGUCGGCUCUCAACUUCUUUGUGCUUGACUUUUCUGAAUCGCACCACGGCCGUUUCUUUGAGUCGGAAUCUAUACACCAGGUGUUGUCCACUGGACCGGGAGCUGUGGUUAGGCAUUUGCUGCAGGACAUCCCUGAUCUCAAAGCCGACGACGAUCGGUUUAGUUUACUGAUGCAAAUGGCUGCCGCCGUUGGGGAUAUCGAAUAUGUCCGCUUGCUUCUUGAGAAGGGGGCAAACAUUCACUUCUAUGGACACUUCCUUGGAAGCGCCCUGCACGCUGCUUCGAUAUUCGGACAUACAGACUGCGUCCAGGCACUACUUCAUGUCGGAGCUGAUAUCAAUGUGUCCCAGCCAAUUCACGGGACACCCCUACAGGCUGCCAUUGCAGGAUCUCAAACAGAAGUUACUCGCAUACUAGUCUCCGCUGGUGCCAAUUUGAACGUGUUUGAACGACCAGGCAGCUCCAGUAAAGGGACCUUUGGGAUCAUUCCACUAGAAGCACCCUUGAUAGGGGCUCCUAGAAAGACAUAUAGCUUCGGCGAUGCCUGGGUGGCUUACGACAUCGUUCAGAUCCCACCAAUACUGUUAGCAGUCUUGAACAAUGAUUUGACGCUCGUGCGCUUUCUUUCGGAAGCAGGCGCCGAUGUGAAUGUGGUUGGCUCUUGUUAUAUGUCCUGCCUCAUUGCAGCUUCCGGUCUUAACAAUGUGGAAGUUGUCAAAUUUCUUAUUUCUCGGGGUGCAAAGAUCAAUGCAGACCAGAGUACGUUGCGAAAAGAAUCAGUUGCCAUGUCGAGAUUCGACAUGGAAGCAAGCGCGUUGCACAAGGCAUGCGCCGACGGACACCAUCAGAUGAUCUCUAUCCUUCUGGAACAGGGUGCCAAUAUGGAGCAAACUGGUGGAUCUACAGUCACACCGCUGGAGAUAGCUGCAAGAUUGGCUCAACUCGAGGUCAUAGACCUGCUUUUGAGGGCCGGGGCUGAAUUCUACGACCCAUCGAGGCAUUUGAAUGCAAUAUCGCAAGCCCGAGAGGGAAAGAAUGCCAAACGCACCCUUCUUUUUCUUCUCCAAAGGCUAACACCAACACCGUCCCUUAUACAGGCGUGUGAAGAUGCCAUGACCACUGGGAUAAGGGGUGGGGAUGAGGAUAUUCUUUUCUUCUUGAUCCAAAAUUCUCCAAAUACCCCAAAACUCCUGCGACAUGCAUGCUUACUCGGCUUGAUUGAUGCUGUAGACUUGAUACACCAGCGUGGAGUCGACAUUGACUGUGCUGUAGAAGCAGACGGAAGCUCUCUUCAUGUUGCAGCUUAUUACCAUCGAGCUGAUUUGGUGGCGCACCUUGUUAAGAAGGGAGCUUGCGCUGAUAAAGAUAGUGAUCGCUUCGGAACCCCCGUUCAAGCAGCGCUCGAGGGCUACAUGUCCCUUGGCCAGAUGCCGCGCAGUCUCGGACAACACGGUGAAUCUUUCCGGUCUAUGUUCCCCGAUUGUCUCGAUGAUUCGAAAGCUACUUGCAUCCCCGACUUUGACAGAAAGGCUUCGUGUGAGGCAAUUGUAACCACGCUUGUGAGCCACGGAGCGAGACUCGAGCCAGAAAUGAGGCCACUUGGACCUCCCCUGCAUCUUGCGGCCUAUAUUGGGAACGAUUUCCUUCUGGAGUACUUUUUGGAACACAACGCAGACAUCAACAUAUCUGGCGGCUACUUUGGUUCAGCACUAUUUGCUGCUGUUGAUCAAGAUCACCAGGAGAUACUCAGUAUCCUACUAAGUCACGGCGCAGAUGUCAACCUCAACACGCCCAGAUUUGGGACUGCUCUUCAUCUUGCCAGCGCUCAUGGUAGUGCAGCAGCAAUUGAGAAGCUCAUGGAGCACCGCGCAGAUCUCAAUUCCCUUCAAUCGGACGGCAAGUCUCCGUUGCAGACAUUGCUCACACGCCAAAGCUAUAACCCAUCGGAUCUAAAGGAGCACGUAUUUUGCUUUUCGCGAUACAGUGAAGGCUAUCAAGCCACCCUUGAAGAUAUCCAAUUAAUAUUGAGACUUUCUCCCAGGAAUCGCGGAACCACUACCCUCAAGCAAUUCCUUAAGAACAGCCCUACGCUCACAAUCACCGAUGACAUGAUAUUCGAAGCUACCGGAUGCGAGGACCCUUUCUCGAAUGAAGAGUUAACAUUGCUCCUUGAUCGAAGUGCCAGCAAGUUUGUCACUGCGGAGAUGUUGAAGUCGGUUCGGGACCAAAAAACCCUCCGGGUUCUUUUGCAGUAUCCUCGCAGGUGCGACUUGAAUUUUGAUAUUCGCACAGCUUUGGCUCAGAAAUGGCGAGGAAAAGACUUGGUACAGGCCUUGGUGGAAGCGGACCCUUCGCUCGGUUCAACUUAG
Penicillium salamii is the source of this 3231-nucleotide messenger RNA. NCBI's taxonomy places the organism in Eukaryota, Fungi, Ascomycota, Eurotiomycetes, Eurotiales, Aspergillaceae. The record is from the annotation of a GenBank genome assembly.